This is a messenger RNA of Hibiscus syriacus, 2324 nucleotides long. RefSeq names its product DELLA protein GAIP-like. Gene Ontology annotation, cellular component: nucleus. Lineage: Eukaryota; Viridiplantae; Streptophyta; Magnoliopsida; Malvales; Malvaceae. Gene Ontology annotation, biological process: jasmonic acid mediated signaling pathway; hyperosmotic salinity response; negative regulation of gibberellic acid mediated signaling pathway. The record is from RefSeq and is a predicted model, not a curated record. Gene Ontology annotation, molecular function: DNA-binding transcription factor activity; sequence-specific DNA binding. The coding region runs from base 219 to 2087 and encodes 622 amino acids. The transcript has a single exon.
CAGCGUUUUUUUUUUCUAUUUGAUUCCUUUUUAAAAAUGUAGUUUUUUAUAUUAAAUUGUUAAUCUUUUUGCUCUGAUGAUGAAGUAGGAGUAGUAGUGAAAAACCAAGCAAAACGCCCCCAAUCCCCAAUGCUCAGAUUCUUCGCCCAUUCAUCUUUUUACUUUGGUUUUUGAGCAAUCGCCACACAAAUCCAUAGAUACCCAGAGAAUAAUCAACCAUGAAGAGAGACAAUAAUCAUCUGCAACACAACCCAUCCUCUUCCCUCUGCGGUGGUUCUUCGGCCGGAAAGGCGAAGCUCUGGGAGGAAGAAGCCGCCCAACAAGACUGCGGAAUGGAUGAGCUCUUGGCGGUUCUGGGUUACAAGGUCAAGACUUCGGACAUGGCCGAAGUGGCCCAGAAGCUUGAGCAGUUGGAGGAAGUUAUGUGUAUUGCUCAGGAUGAUGGGAUUUCGCAUCUUGCUUCUGAAACUGUUCAUUUUAAUCCUUCCGAUCUUUCGACUUGGCUCGAAAGUAUGCUUUCGGAAUUUAACCCUCCAUCUAGUUUUGACCCUUUUGGUGCUGCUGGAACGACGGCGGGUGUGAUGGGUACUUUAGAUGAUCCUUUCGUCGGUGGCCCGGCUGAGUCGUCUACUUUAACUACGUUGGAUAUUGAGAACAACAAUCGGAAACAUCAGAAACGUGGGCCACAUAUCUUAGAUGAAGCUUCCUGCUCGGAUUAUGAUCUCAAAGCCAUUCCCGGUAAGGCUAUUUAUUCUCAAGACACCCAAACUCAACCCCAGACUCACGAUUCGUCGUCGUCUUCAACCCACAACAACAACGUUAAAUCCGAAAAACGUUUGAAAUCCACAUCCGGGUCGCACUCGGGUAUCUUCUCUCCUCCUCCGCCUGCUGCUGUUUCCUCUGGAAUUCCGACUGAUUCAGUUCGUCCCGUUGUCCUUGUCGACUCACAAGAAAAUGGAAUCCGACUCGUUCAUGCUUUGAUGGCAUGUGCAGAAGCUGUGCAGCAAAACAAUCUAAAUCUGGCCGAAGCUUUGGUGAAACAAAUUGGGUUCUUAGCGAUCUCUCAAGCUGGGGCUAUGAGGAAAGUGGCUACGUAUUUCGCCGAAGCAUUAGCUCGAAGGAUUUACAGACUAUAUACUCAAAAUCCACUCGACCACUCUUUAUCAGACGUUCUUCACAUGCACUUUUACGAGGCUUGCCCUUAUCUCAAGUUCGCUCAUUUCACAGCUAACCAAGCGAUUCUCGAGGCUUUUGAAGGUAAAAAACGCGUCCAUGUUAUCGAUUUUUCGAUGAACCAAGGCAUGCAAUGGCCUGCUUUGAUGCAAGCUUUAGCGUUAAGAGCCGGUGGUCCGCCGGCUUUUAGGUUAACUGGGAUCGGGCCUCCUAGCCACGACAACUCGGAUCAUUUGCAGGAAGUUGGCUGGAAGUUGGCUCAGUUAGCUGAAAAGAUUCACGUUGAGUUCGAGUAUCGUGGGUUCGUCGCUAAUUCUUUGGCCGAUUUGGAUGCUUCAAUGCUUGAUCUCAGGCCGAGUGAAGUUGAAGCGGUUGCCGUUAACUCGGUUUUCGAGUUACAUAAAUUGUUGGCUUGGCCCGGUGCCAUUGACAAAGUCUUCUCCGUGGUGAAACAAAUGAAACCCGAAAUUGUUACCAUCGUCGAGCAAGAAGCGAACCAUAAUGGCCUGGUUUUCCUAGACCGGUUCACCGAGGCAUUGCAUUAUUACUCGACGCUGUUCGAUUCGUUGGAAGGGUCGGUGAGUUGUCAGGACAAGGUCAUGUCGGAGGUGUAUCUGGGGAAACAGAUUUGUAAUGUGGUGGCCUGCGAAGGCGCGGACAGAGUCGAGAGGCACGAGUCGUUGACUCAGUGGAGAAACCGAUUCGGUUCCGCCGGGUUCUCACCUGUUCACCUGGGUUCCAACGCGUUCAAGCAAGCCAGCAUGCUCCUCGCCCUGUUCAACGGAGGGGAAGGGUACGGUGUCGAGGAGAACAACGGGUGUUUGAUGCUGGGAUGGCAUAAUCGCCCACUCAUAACAACCUCAGCUUGGAAGCCCGCCAUCGAAACCACCGCAACUUCCACCAUUACCAACUGAAGACCAACCGAGUCGACUCAACGAGUCAUCCGAACUCAAUGUCUGGUCCCUAGUACGGAACCCUUGUCUUUAAUUAUCUGUCAAUGUUGGUCUCAGAACUGGCUGCCUUUCCCGGUUUCCUACCCCUUUAUUAUCAUCAUUUUUCUAUUUUUCUGCUUAGGUUAAUUUUCUUUCAAGUUCAUAUUUUGAGAAAUAUUUUUGUAAUUUUCAGGGUGAAGUCGAAAAUGGGUUAAUGUA